This is a messenger RNA of Arabis nemorensis, 789 nucleotides long. The record is from the annotation of a GenBank genome assembly. Lineage: Eukaryota; Viridiplantae; Streptophyta; Magnoliopsida; Brassicales; Brassicaceae.
AUGGAUAAUUACACAGACAGAAAAUUGCCUGAACCAAUGAUCAGAGACUUCACGCGUAUGAUUCUCCAAGGUUUGGUCUCCAUUCACGGUCACGGUUACGUUCACUGCGAUCUCAAAUCCGACAAUCUACUUGUCUUCCCCUUGGGAGAUUCUUCUUACGAGUUGAAGAUUUCUGACUUUGGAAACUCUUUAGAAGUCGGACAAGUUCCUGAUUACUGGGAGAUCGAUUUCCCGUUUGUUGGAACGCCUAUUUACAUGCCUCCGGAGUCUUUCCACAACGGAGUCGCCGAGAAAACCCUAGAUUUGUGGUCGUUAGGGUGCUUGUUGGAGAUGUAUACAGGUCAGAUUCCAUGGAAAGGGGUUGGUAUUGAUGAUCUCGUGCCUCUUCUGUUUGAUGGUAAAGCUCCAGAGAUUCCAGAGAGUGUGCCUUGCGAUGCAAGGGAGUUUAUUGAAACGUGUUUCGCAAGAAACCCUGAGGACAGAGGAAACGCGUCUGAGUUGUUGUUUCAUCGGUUUCUGCGUCCAGAAGAGGAGAAGACGGAGGAGAAAAUUACUGCCGUCUCCGUCGCUCAAGAGACGACAAGAAAUUCGUUGCUUUUGAAGUUGAAGUUGAAGUUGAGAAUCAGACGAGCUUUGAAGAAAUCCAUGGAUAUUCCAGAGAAGCCCCUGAAAUCGAAGAAUGUUCUUCUGUCUAAGCCCCCACAGUUUAAGAAAAUUUGGAAUAAACUCUUGAGGUUGAAGAUCAUGCCUAUGAAACCCUCUGCUUCCAAUUUAGUUUCUGUUCAGUAA